This is a messenger RNA of Mus pahari (shrew mouse), 710 nucleotides long. It is a transcript of the gene Ifnl3, whose product is annotated as interferon lambda 3. Lineage: Eukaryota; Metazoa; Chordata; Mammalia; Rodentia; Muridae. The transcript is spliced from 6 exons. Gene Ontology annotation, molecular function: cytokine activity. The coding region runs from base 90 to 710 and encodes 206 amino acids. The record is from RefSeq and is a predicted model, not a curated record. Gene Ontology annotation, biological process: positive regulation of immune response; cell surface receptor signaling pathway via JAK-STAT; innate immune response.
GCGGGUGCGUGUCCCCAGAGCCCCCUUGCUGCACAUCUCACUCUGAUCUCACUCUGUCCCUCUGUGACACAGAAACUGCUGGGGGCCACAUGUUCCUCCUCCUGCUGCUGCUGGCCAAGGUGCUGACAAGAACCCAAGCUGACCCUGUCCCCAGGGCCACCAGGCUCCCAGUGGAAGCAAAGGAUUGCCACAUUGCUCAGUUCAAGUCCCUGUCCCCCAAGGAGCUGCAGGCCUUCAAAACGGCCAAGGACGCCAUUGAAAGGAGGCUGCUUGAGAAGGAUGUGAGGUGCAGCUCCCACCUCUUCCCCAGGGCCUGGGACGUGAAGCAGCUGCAGGUCCAGGAGCGCCCCAAGGCCUUGCAGGCUGAGGUGGCCCUGACACUGAAGGUCUGGGAGAACAUGACUGACUCAGCCCUGGCCACCAUCCUGGGCCAGCCUCUUCGCACACUGAGCCACAUCCACUCCCAGCUGCAGACCUGUACACAGCCUCAGCCCACAGCAGAGCCCAGGCCCCCGAGCCGCCGCCUCUCCCGCUGGCUACACAGGCUCCAGGAGGCCCAGAGCAAGGAGACCCCUGGCUGCCUGGAGGCCUCUGUCACCCUCAACCUCUUUCGCCUGCUCACCCGGGACCUCAAGUGUGUGGCCAGUGGAGACCAGUGUCUGUUCGCAUCUGGAAACCUCACCUGUGUCUGUCUCCUUGCCCCGGUGUAG